AGCUGCUCGUGGAGACAUCGAUGACGUCGAGCACUCCAGCGGUUGACACGUCAUGGCUCUCUUGGAUGGCACACUGUGGCGACGGGUGCUGGACCGAUACUUUGACUGCGUUGGCCGCCAGUGUGACGCUCUUUCGCGCAGUGACGCGCCGUAUCUCGCCAUCACCGCGCAGUACACGUCGUGCAUCACCUCGUGCGCGGCCGCCGAGACGAUCGCCACCACCAACGACAUCCGCGACGAGCUCACUGCCAUCGCUGCUCUCGGGUACGACGAGCUCGCUAGCGUCCGACGGUAUCUUGCCGGUGACGACGACGCGUGGCCAGCGUCGCACCCUGCCGUCUACGCCGAGAACGCCAGGGUCCUCCCCACCGACUAUUUUGUGCCAUGGGAAUCUCUCCUCGUACCAAUUCCAGUCGGCAGCCUCCAGCUCUGGACAACAGCGACAGCGUAUCUUGAAGCUUGUGUCGGCCACCGCAAGGACCAAGAGAUCUGCGACGCACCGACCGUGCAGACCGUACUGCGGGCGUCGCGCAGAGUGUCGAUCGUCGCCCCCCACAUGGCGCCCUUCGCACCCCCCGGACACCCCAACACGGUCCUCAACCCUCUCGCCCAUGUCGGUCCGCGCCAUGUCUGCGUCGCCUCUCACGGGUCUCUUCAACUCUACAAACUAUGGGGCGCCGACAACGACUGCGCGCCCGACGUCGUCGACGGCGGCCUUCCAGUCGAGUACCGUCGUCAUCAACUCCCGCCCAAUGUCUGGACCCUCGGGCCCAUGGAGGCCAACGGGACCGAAUGGCCCGCGCCGGCCGCCUACACGUACUGCGGCACCGAGCAGUACGCAGCGUAUCUCGAGCGCGAGCUCUUUGGCGAUUGCGCCAUGGCGCCGGCGUCACUCCAGUGUUUUGUGUCGCUGUGGAGCCGGCGCGCCGACUGCAUGGCAUCGGUGCUGAACGUCCAUCUACUGCUGUCGCACCGCCCCAACGCCUUUGUGGCGACGAUCGGGCAGUCGGCCGGCGUCCUCACGGGUUUCUAUCGCUGCGAACACGACAUCUCGCGCGCAUCGAUCGCCCGAGGCGCUCCCAACGCGCUCACGACGUCGUCGCUGCUGCUGCAACGCCAUGUCAGUGGCCUCUCCUUCACCGUCUGCAUGGGCGGUAGUCUGCUCCUUCUGGCACUGCUCUUCGCGGUGCAGCGGUCUCGUCGUCGCCCCGUCGACGAGAAUGACGUUUACCUUGCGCUGCUCUAACACUAGGUUUUAUCUCUUACACGAAUGAAGAUUAUGAAUAAGGCUGCG
This is a messenger RNA of Saprolegnia diclina VS20, 1294 nucleotides long. RefSeq lists its product as hypothetical. Bases 53 to 1246 code for a protein of 397 amino acids. Lineage: Eukaryota; Oomycota; Saprolegniomycetes; Saprolegniales; Saprolegniaceae. The transcript has a single exon. The record is from RefSeq and is a predicted model, not a curated record.